GGCCAAACGAGUUAAACCCUGGUUAAUUUCAAUAGAAAAUUAUCCCCAUAAAAAUGUCGUAAUUGCGGAAAAUUUAUCAACGAAAAUCAAUUUCCGCGCCAAAACUCACCUUGACUUGUAGAUUCAUGCUUCCCUCGUCCUACAAAGACUGGUAGGUAAAACCUUCCUUCUCUCUCUCCACCCUUCCUUCUCUCUCUCUCUCCACCUCUUUCCCUAUCCCCGAGCAUGAAAAAAUCUGAACAUCGAAUCCGCUCCGGAUCAUGGACCCGACCGAAACCUCAUCUUCUUCCGACACUCAAAUCAUCGAGGCCAGCGAUGACGAAGAUCUCCCAAUCGCCGACCACAAACUCACCGACGACCUCACCGAAUCGCGACUCGAAAACGAAUCGCUCGUCGCCCAACUCGAAGCCCUUCGCCGCGAUUACCAUAACCUUCAAGCGGAACACGCGUCGACGGAGGAGAGACUGUCCCUGCUCGAGCAGCAAAACGACGAGGUUUUGAAGCACAACGAGGAGCUAGAGAAGGCCCUCGAGGAUUCAUCGGAGGAGAGAGAAAGUAUUCUCGAAGAGCUUCGUGGGGUCAGGACCUUGUCGAGAGAGCGCGAGGUGGAGUUGGAGAGGAGGGUUGAUGAGGAAUUUAAGGAGAAAGAAGGAAUUAGGAGUGAACUGGAGGGUUCUAGAGAGAGAGUUAGGGUUUUACUGGACGAGAAGAGUGAGAGAGUUAGGGUUUUAUCGGAGCGUUUGGGCAUGGUGAAAUCGGCUAAGGAGUGUUUGGUUAGGGUAAUUGAGAGCCUAAGUGAAGACAACGUUGAAAGGUUUGUGGAUGAAGAAGGUGAAGGUGAAGGAGAAACGGAAUUAGAAGAAGAUAUUAGGGAUAAUUUACGGGAAGUGAAUGCGGUUUCGAGGCUUGUAAUUAUUGUGGAGGUGAAGGCGAGCGCAUUUGUAGAGACGAGGAAGAAGGAGAAGAGGGAGCUGGAGAGCAGUGUGGUGAGUUUGACGGAGGAGAAUCGGGACAUAAACAGCUUACUUAGGAUUGCUUUGGUGGAGAAAGAGGCAGUGGAGAAGAGUUUGAAUAAACUUAAAGGGAAUAGUUAUAACAGUGAUCAGAAGAGGGUGGCGAUAUUGCAGAUUGCAGAGAGAGGUUUACAGAAGGUGGGGUUUGGGUUUAUGAUGGGGGCUGGAACUAAUGAACAACCGGUAUCAGAUACUUCGAGCGUUAAUUCGGGUAAUAAGUCGGAUGGAAGUGAGUGCGAAGAGGAGGUUGUGAGUCUGGCCUCAACUGUAGAGAGGAUAAUGAAAAAUUUACGACUUGAAAUUACACAAUUGAGGAGAUCUUUGGAGGAGUCUAGGUCAGAUACCGAGCGCCUACAGACUCUUAUGGAGAAACAAGCUCAGAAAAUUGCAGAGAAUACAUUGUACAUAAAAGAGCUGGAAGAUAGAGAGACGAUGUUAACACAAAAUGUUGAGGAAAUCCUGAUGGAAAUAAAAGAAACUGAAGAAGAGGUUUCCAGAUGGAGGGAAGCUUGUGAGUUGGAAGUGGAAGCUGGAAAGAAUGUAGUUGAAGAACGUGACAAAGUCGUAUCGAUUUUGAAACAAGAGUUGGAGAAAACAAAGGCUGCUUUGGACAUCUCAAAUGGCAAAUUAAAGCUUAAAGAGGAACUCGCUGAUGCUGCAAUGGCUGCUCAAGCAGCAGCAGAGAGGUCUCUCCAGUUGGCAGACAGUAGAGCUGCAGGACUCAAUGAGAGGAUUGAGGAGCUAACAAAACAAUUAGAAGAAGUGGAAAGCAGAGAACGCAGUAGACGCAAAGUGAGGCGCAUAUGUUGGCCCUGGCGAACACACAACAUGAACUCCCCUCCUAAUAGUACAAACACUAGAGCUCGAGAUUCCAAACAGAUGCUACCAGAGAUGGAAGCUUUGCUUCAUUACAAUGUCUAACAACUCAAAUCUUUUCACAGCCUCACUAAAAUAAGCUUGUUCUUUUUUUUUGGGACCUGCUGGUUAUGUAAAGUACCUUCUUCCAUUUUUUUUUCCAAUAGAGGUAUGUAAAGUAUCUAGCCGAUGAAUUCUUGCAAUAUCCUUGCUUCAAAGAAGUUCAAACAACGCUUUUGCCCAAGUGUGAAUCACAAACAAACAUGAACAGUAA
Molecule: messenger RNA, 2142 nt
Organism: Rhododendron vialii
Lineage: Eukaryota; Viridiplantae; Streptophyta; Magnoliopsida; Ericales; Ericaceae
Exons: 5
Coding region: 261-1934 (557 amino acids)
Source: RefSeq, a predicted model, not a curated record